This is a messenger RNA of Diabrotica balteata, 749 nucleotides long. The record is from the annotation of a GenBank genome assembly. Lineage: Eukaryota; Metazoa; Arthropoda; Insecta; Coleoptera; Chrysomelidae.
AGUUGUAAUAUUUAUAAUGGCGCAUACUUAUAAAGUAAAAUACUUUAACUUUACCGCAAGGGGUGAACCGAUUCGAAUGCUUUUAAGCUAUGGAGAAAUUCCAUUCGAAGACGAACGUAUUUCCAGGGAAGACUGGCCUAAAAUAAAACCAUCUACUCCUCUUGGACAGCUUCCAGUGUUGGAAAUUGAUGGAAAACAAAUUCCUCAUAGUGUCUCCAUUUGUAGAUAUUUAGCUACAAUAGUGAAACUUGAUGGAAAAGAUGCUAAAGAAAAUCUAAGAAUUGAUGUUGCAGUGGAAACCCUUCUAGAUUUGCAAAAACUUGCAUUUGAAUGUGUGAUGGAAUCCGAUGCUGCCAAGAAAGAUGAGAAAAAUAAAAAACUUAAAGAAUCUGUACCACUCUACCUUGGAAAAUUAGAGGAACAUGCAAAUAAGAAUGGUGGCUAUAUCGCUCUUGAUAGGUUGUCAUGGGCUGAUAUCAUAUUCAUUUGUAUCUACGAAGGACUGAUGAAUAUCCUGGGAAAGAAUACCUUUGACUCUUAUCCUAGUCUACAAAAAAUAAAAAAAAACGUACUAGACGUUAAAGGUAUCAGAAACUGGAUCAAAAACAGACCCGAAACACCUUCUAGCAUGGGACCUUUGAAAUUCGAAUAUGACUUAAAACAAGAAGUUUAAGUGUGAUUACUAUUAUACAUUGUAAAUAUAUUAUAUAAUGAUUAUAUUUUGUUAAAAAUAAAAAUAGAUAAGCACA